Ambispora gerdemannii is the source of this 458-nucleotide messenger RNA. The record is from the annotation of a GenBank genome assembly. NCBI's taxonomy places the organism in Eukaryota, Fungi, Glomeromycota, Glomeromycetes, Archaeosporales, Ambisporaceae.
GCAGCAUUACCAAUAUCAAACAACGACACAUGGCAGAAAUAAAUUUCGUGAAAUUGACAAACGACCUAUUGAAUAUCCAAGAAAUCAUUGACUUGGUAAAAGAUGAUGGUGCAGGUGCAAUAUCAACUUUUUCAGGAACAACACGGAAUACAUUUAACGACAAACAGGUCCUUCGACUAGACUACGAAGCAUACAUCCCAAUGGCAACAGAGAUUCUAAACAAUUUAAUCACUUCCGCACGCGCUCAAUGGUCUCUCACAAAAGUGGCCAUCUAUCAUCGACUGGAAACUGUCCCGGUCGGUGAGACCAGUGUCGUGAUUGCUGUGUCCAGUGUGCAUCGGCAUGAAUCGUUGAAAGCUGUCGAGUGGUUGAUUGAUCAAGUGAAAGAGAAAGCGCCGAUUUGGAAGAAGGAAGUGUAUGGUGGUGGUGAGGUGGAAAGUGCAUGGAAAGAGAAUUAG